Molecule: messenger RNA, 750 nt
Organism: Beta vulgaris subsp. vulgaris (sugar beet)
Lineage: Eukaryota; Viridiplantae; Streptophyta; Magnoliopsida; Caryophyllales; Amaranthaceae
Exons: 1
Coding region: 1-750 (249 amino acids)
Source: RefSeq, a predicted model, not a curated record
AUGGUGCUAUGGAAUAAAGCAGCACUUCUGAAGCAACUUUGGGCUUUUUAUUUUAAACAAGAUAAGCUGUGGGUGCGUUGGGUUCAUGCGUACUAUAUUAACAGAGGUGCCAUUGAUACUGUUACUAUUAACAGUAACACUUCUUGGCUAUUGAGGAAAAUUCUAGAUUCCAGGGAGUUGCUGAGGGAUAUUUGUGGUUGGGAGGAAGUGAGCAAUACUCAGAAAUUCAGUAUUAAGAAAGCCUACAAUCAUCUGCAAGAGGGGUUUGAUAGAGUCAGUUGGAGAAGACUCAUCUGUAAUAAUCAAGCUACCCCUAAAAGUAAAUUCAUUUUAUGGAUGGCUCUUCUAAAUAGGCUGGCAACUACAGAUAGAAUCAGCAAGUGGAAAAGAGAUUGUAACACCUUGUGUAAACUGUGUGGUGUUCAAGAAGAAAGUGUGCAACACUUAUUUUUUGAAUGUGAAUAUAGUAAGUCUAUCUGGAAUGCAGUUCUACAAUACAUUGAGUUAUCUCCUGUUAAUACUGCAGUUGGUGAGCUGAGGAGGGUUGUUCAGAAGGCCAGGAGUAAGAGAAGUAAAGACAAGUUGUUUGUGAUGCUUUAUACUGAAAGUCUGUAUGCUAUUUGGCUUCAGCGAAAUAGUAAACAUUCUAAGGAUUCUAUUCUGAGUCCCCAUGCUGUCAUCAAGGAAGUAAUUUUCAAAGUUGCCUGUAAUUGUAAUGAGAAUGAUAGGUGUAGGUUGUUGUUGGUCUAG